Carassius gibelio (silver crucian carp) is the source of this 1664-nucleotide messenger RNA. Its product is annotated as autophagy-related protein 2 homolog B-like. Gene Ontology annotation, cellular component: extrinsic component of membrane; phagophore assembly site. Gene Ontology annotation, molecular function: phosphatidylinositol-3-phosphate binding. The coding region runs from base 848 to 1516 and encodes 222 amino acids. NCBI's taxonomy places the organism in Eukaryota, Metazoa, Chordata, Actinopteri, Cypriniformes, Cyprinidae. The record is from RefSeq and is a predicted model, not a curated record. The transcript has 10 exons. Gene Ontology annotation, biological process: autophagosome assembly; autophagy of mitochondrion; reticulophagy.
UUGUAAACAUCAUCAUAAAGACAAACUGUCAUGCUGCUUUCACACCAGCCGACAGCCACUCAUAAUUUGCAGGAGGACUCCCAUCUUCAGUUUAAUAUAUCUGUUAUUACCGAGCGACGCAUCAGUUGAGCAGAAAAACUUGAAUGAAGUUGGGUAUAAUUGAUUGUGUUUAGCCAGCAUGCUAGUUCACCCUAAGCCAAAUAACAACGGUUAGUCAGCUAUUUUGUAAUACAGUACACACUGAACCCAAGAGACGGUCAAGAUGCCAUGGCCAUUUUCGGAGUCUAUUAAGAAGCGGCCCUGCAGGUACCUGCUGCAUCGAUAUCAUGGUAAUUACCUCCAGGAGAAGCUGAGUUUGGACCAGCUUAGUCUGGACCUCUAUCAACGCAUGGGCUCACUUGCUCAAGUGCCACUGGACAAAUGGUCCCUGAGAUCCUGGAGUCUGUGGAUGCUUCAUUUGAGGUGAGCGAGGGCUUCAUCCAGGCCGUAUCUCUCACUGUGCCAUGGGCCUCACUGCUGCAGGACAGCUGCACACUGGAAGUGAGGGGCUUGGAGAUGGUGUUCAGGCCAAGACCUCGAAUGGCAUCAGGCAUGGAGCACAUGUGCUGGUCCAGCUUCAUGACCAGCAGUAUGCAGCUAGCCAAAGAGUGUCUAAGCCAAAGACUCACUGAUGAUCAGGGAGAGAGCUCGCACCCUCUGGAGGGUCUGGAAAAGUUUGCAGAGACUAUUGAGACAGUUUUGAGAAGAGUCAAGAUAAGUGUCUUCCUGUAAACCGUUUAAACCAGUGCAGAUUGGCUGCUUUAGCGUUAAAGUGGAGCUGACCGUGGUCCUGAAGCAAAAUGAAGCCAUGCCCGGAACUAAGCUGGAUAUUGAUGGGCAGUUUGAUUAUCUAAUCAUGCUGCUUUCACCACAACAAGUUCACCUCCUACAAGACAUGUUUGAGGUUUUCUCUAGCUCAGCCGGACAGGAGUGGUCUGCUAUAGGAAAGGAUAGGAAGAGUCGGCCCAUGCAACAGGAGGAUGAUUCUCGCCUCCAGAUGGAGCUCAACCACUGCCUGAAGAAAGACACCAUAAUAGUUGCCACUGACCAGGACCUAUUUGAAAGUCAGACCACCAGAACGGUAUCCAGUAGAGACGUGUGGGACGAGUACAUGGAUGUUCCUAGACCGAAGGAGAAGCAGACAUUUGAGAUGACACCACAUCUUUCCAGAGAUUCUCAGCUGACACACAAGCUGCUCCAGCAGAGAUCUCAUCCAACUAAAGGCCACUGUGAUGAGUCCAGGCCUGAGCUGGUUCUCAGGCUCACAGUGGGAGGUCUCUGCCUGUCUGUCCUCCAUAUUGACCCGCUCCCACCUCCAGACUCCUCCCGCAGCCAUCUUGCACCAAUGGCUUCAGAGUUUUUCCGUAUUCUGUCUGUAAAUCAACUCACUGCUGGGAAUUUCCUGCAGUCACGAACUGUCUUCGAUGAAGCCUGUCCACAUGAUCAUCUCAGGUACAGUGGAUGGAGAUGCCCCUGAGUGGAGUGUCAGUCUGCCUUGCAGGACGCGUCCUCAUUGGCUUGAGCCUGUGAUGUACGCUUCUGAAUCUGCUCCAGAGAGGGCGUCUCCCUCUGAAGGGCUCAGAUUUGAGUCUCACAGCAUGCUGUCUGUCGCUGUUAAAAUUUCC